AUGACCGACACCAUCUCUGCGGCGAAUUUCGUUCGCCGCGCCUUUCGAUAUAUCCAGGUUCCAGAAACUGAAGCUCGAUUGGGACUUGGGUUGUUCAUUCCUCUCAUCAUUGCGAUUGGCCUCUACUGCGCUUUCCGUCCUGUUCGGCAGCAGCUGAUAGCUGGCAUUCCCAUUGUCGGCGGCUCCAAUAAAGAGGCAAUUAAAAAAAGUCGCAUACGGUUCCUGAACGAUGGAAUGCAGAUGCUUCUAGAGGGCUAUCGGAUGACCAAUGGCGGACUUUACUAUGUGCCAUCAAAGCUGGGCGAGCGCCUCAUGCUGCCCGUCAAGUACUUGGAAGAGCUCAAAUCUGCGCCCAUCGAUGAAGUCGACUUUGUGGCGACCUUUAUCGAGAUGUUUGAGGGCAAGUACACCACCAUGGGUAGCAGAUCGACCCUGCAUCCGCGCUGCGUCCGCGGGCAGUUGAAUCGGAACUUGUGGACAGUCAUGGACGGCAUUCAAGAAGAAAUAAGGGACGCCUUUGACGCGGAAUUCCCUGCUUGUGAUGACUGGACCGAGGUAGAAGUGGUUGAUCGCAUUACCCAAAUCGUCGCGCGCGUCUCCAGUCGCAUGUUUGGCGGCACCGUGCUGAGCCAGAACAAGGAAUGGGUCCAGUCGUCCAUUGACUUUGCUCUCGACGGGUUUCUCGGUGCCCAGGAACUUAAGAAAUAUCCCGAAUUUUUGAAGCCGAUUGCAGCCCGAUUCAUCCCCGCGAUUCGAAAGAUUGAGGCCCAUUACAAGGCUGCUGAGCGGGCGGCCAUCCCUCUGAUCAACGAGCGGGCGGCCACAGGCAGCACUGCCUCUGACCUCCUGUGCUGGAUGGAUCAAGACGCCAAAGGUGAUGAGAAAGACCCAGCUUUUCUCGCCGGCAUCUUAUUGAAAGUAAGCUUCGCCGCUAUACACACCAGUGCUGCGGCACCGACGCAGCUCCUAUAUGACCUGUGCAACAUGCCAGAGUAUAUAGAGCCCCUAAGGCAAGAGAUUCGAGACAAUCUCAAUGAACAAGGACAACUCUCUCGCCAGGGAUUUCAGGGACUGUCCAGGCUAGACAGCAUCAUGAAAGAAAGUCAGAGGUUCAACCCGCUUCUCUUGAUCACUUUUGAGAGAGUCGUGACGAAGAACUAUCGUCUUGCUGAUGGACUAGUAAUUCCCGCCAAUACGACGAUAGGCAUCCCCGCCCACGCUGUCUCUAUGGACCCCGCCAUUGUCCCUGAUGAGCCAGACAAGUUCAAAGGAUUCCGCUUCCACGACAUUCAGCAAAGCGCUGCGCAGGCAAAGAAGGCUGAUAGGACAGAGGAGAGCACCAGGCUUUCCGUCGCAUAUGCUGCCUCGCACUCAUCAAGUAUGCAUUUUGGAUACGGUCGUCAUGCUUGUCCCGGUCGUUUCUUUGCCUCUGCUGAGAUCAAGGCCAUCAUGGUCCAUUUGCUCAUGAACUAUGACUUCCAUUUCCCCAAGAACAAUUCUGCACGGCCGCCGAGCUUGAUGUUCGAGACACAGAAUUUACCGAAUCCCGGUGGUCGAAUCAUGUUCAAGAGAAGAAAGCAAAACUAG
Molecule: messenger RNA, 1587 nt
Organism: Cordyceps militaris CM01
Lineage: Eukaryota; Fungi; Ascomycota; Sordariomycetes; Hypocreales; Cordycipitaceae
Product: cytochrome P450, putative
Exons: 5
Coding region: 1-1587 (528 amino acids)
Molecular function (GO): oxidoreductase activity, acting on paired donors, with incorporation or reduction of molecular oxygen; heme binding; monooxygenase activity
Source: RefSeq, a predicted model, not a curated record